AUGUACUGGCCCAUAGGUCCUGUCCAACACAGGGACCAGUUUGUGGAGAGGCUGAGGGAGGAAGUAGUGAGUGGAACAGAUGCAAUAAGUGAGGGAAACAAAGCCCACCUUCUCACGCUGCACUGUCUUACUCCUCAAAGUGAUGGCCAGGAUCUCAUCGACUUCAGCUUUACAUCCCUGGUUCCCAGCCACGUACAAUGGUUGUCCCCAGCACAGCAGUGGAGUCUGCCUCCUUCCUUGGAAAAAAGGGUAGCAAGGAUGGAACAAAGGCAGGGCAUCAUUGGGGAUCUCUAUGGGAGGAUUAGCCAGCUGGAGGAUGAGGUAGCAAGGUUGACAGUAAAGGAGAGGGAGUACAAUUAG
This is a messenger RNA of Serpula lacrymans var. lacrymans S7.9, 360 nucleotides long. RefSeq lists its product as uncharacterized. The record is from RefSeq and is a predicted model, not a curated record. Bases 1 to 360 code for a protein of 119 amino acids. NCBI's taxonomy places the organism in Eukaryota, Fungi, Basidiomycota, Agaricomycetes, Boletales, Serpulaceae. The transcript has a single exon.